CCAGACCUUCCGAAAAUGUCGCAAAGACGACAUUCUACUCCAGACUUCAGAAUGAAUCGAGGAACAGAAUUUGUUUGUGCUGAAGACUACUGGGAGGUGGACAGUAUGUCUGGUCUGGGAAACAAAGCAGAAGAGAGUGAAGAAUCUGGAGCGGGAAAGUUGGAUGAGGAUGCAGGUGAUGAAUCCAGUGAAAAGGUUGUUUUUAAUCUUGACCAAGAUGAUGAUGAUGACCAUCCAGAGGCCAAAGAACAAGUGGGGCCUCUAAUAAGUAGGAGAAAAUUCAGUCAUCAAGUGAGUGCUGAUCUGUCCACUGGUUCAUCAUCACCCAGCAUGUAUCGAAGCGAAUCAGAGUCUUCACUGUACUCUGAUUCAGGAGCAGAUGUCACAAAGUCAACAAUAAGAGUUCAGCUGCCUUUUUCCUCAAGGGAAAAACAUACCAUGUCAGGGAUUUCUUUGGAUACAACCAAGGGUCGAAGAGCUUAUAUCAAAGAUUUCUGUGUGGCCACUCCAGAGGAGUAUGUCAAGUGCUUUGGUGGGGAUGUGGUGAUAAACAAGGUCCUUAUUGCCAACAAUGGCAUUGCUGCAGUGAAAUGCAUGAGAUCAGUGAGGCGAUGGGCCUAUGAAAUGUUUCGGAAUGAGCGAGCUAUUCGUUUUGUUGUCAUGGUCACACCAGAAGAUUUGAAAGCUAAUGCAGAGUAUAUUCGCAUGGCUGACCAAUACAUUCCUGUGCCUGGGGGAACAAACAACAACAACUAUGCUAAUGUGGAGCUCAUUCUUGACAUUGCCAAGCGCACGCAUGUCCAGGCAGUGUGGGCUGGCUGGGGUCAUGCAUCAGAAAAUCCUAAACUACCUGAGUUGCUGCACAAGAACAAUAUUCAAUUCAUUGGACCACCAGAGAAUGCCAUGUGGGCUCUAGGGGACAAGAUAGCCUCUUCCAUUGUCGCUCAAACAGCUGGGGUACCUACACUGCCAUGGAGCGGAUCAGGCAUAAAGCUCAGUUGGUCUGAGGAGGAUUGUAUGAGGGGCAAACCACUGUCUGUUCCGCAAGAGUUGUACAGGCGAGGGUGCACCAUGAAUGUUGAUGAGGGGCUGAAAGUGGCCACUGAGAUUGGCUUUCCUGUCAUGAUAAAGGCCUCAGAAGGUGGAGGAGGCAAGGGUAUCCGUAAAGUAGACAGUGCCAAUGAUUUCAACAAUAUGUACCGCCAGGUACAGCAGGAGGUUCCAGGCUCCCCAAUAUUUAUCAUGAAGCUGGCCUCUGUUGCUCGGCACUUGGAGGUGCAGCUGCUGGCUGACAAGUAUGGAAAUGCCAUUUCUCUUUUUGGUCGUGACUGCUCUAUUCAGCGCCGCCACCAGAAGAUCAUCGAGGAGGCUCCUGCAGUAAUUGCUAAGCCUGAUGUGUUUGAGAAGAUGGAGAAGGCUGCAGUGAAGCUAGCCAAGAUGGUGGGGUACGUGAGUGCAGGCACAGUGGAGUACCUAUAUAGUGCCAGUGAUGACACAUUCCACUUCCUGGAGCUGAAUCCACGUCUGCAAGUAGAACACCCAUGUACAGAAAUGGUUGCAGACAUCAACUUACCUGCUGCUCAGUUGCAGAUUGCCAUGGGACUGCCUUUGUAUCGCAUCAAAGACAUUCGUAUGCUUUAUGGCGAGGAUCCAUGGGGUGAUUCUGUGAUUGAUUUUGACCAGCCGCAGCAUCAGCCUCAGCCACGUGGUCAUGUCAUUGCUGCCAGAAUAACAAGUGAAAACCCAGAUGAGGGCUUCAAACCUAGUUCUGGUACUGUCUCUGAGCUGAACUUCCGCAGCAGCAAGAAUGUGUGGGGCUACUUUAGUGUUGCUGCCUCUGGAGGGCUGCAUGAGUUUGCUGACUCGCAGUUUGGACAUUGUUUUUCAUGGGGGGAGGACCGAGAGGCUGCCAGAGAGAACCUUGUUGUGGCCCUAAAGGAACUGUCUAUUCGUGGUGACUUUGGGACAACAGUGGAGUAUUUGAUCAAACUUCUGGAAACAGAAGAAUAUCAAACAAACACCAUUACCACAGGAUGGCUUGAUCGCCUCAUUGCAGAAAAAGUGAAGGCAGAAAGGCCAGACACAAUGCUGGCAGUCAUUGUUUGUGCCCUGCACAUCGCUGACCACCAGAUAAUCUCCAGUUUCUCAGAUUUCACAGCAUCACUGGAAAAGGGUCAGAUUCUGCCAUCAUACUCUUUAAAGAACAUUGCUGAUGUACAGUUCAUUUAUGAAGGAGUGAAGUACGCUUUACAGGUAGUCAAAACUGGACAGAGCAGUUUGCUCAGCAUGAACAAAUCUACACUAGAUGUGGAAGCCCACAGGUUAAGUGAUGGAGGGCUGCUGUUGUCAGUUGAUGGGUUGAGUUACACCACCUAUAUGAAAGAACAAGUAAACAAUUACCGCAUUACCAUUGACAACCAGACAUGUUGCAUGCAAAAGGAAAAUGAUCCCACAAUUCUCAGAUCUCCAUCAGCAGGAAAGCUACUUAACUUCGCUGUGGAAGAUGGGGGCCAUGUGUUUUCAGGCGAUGUUUAUGCAGAGAUAGAGGUCAUGAAAAUGGUCAUGGAACUACGUGUGACAGAGAAUGGCUGCAUCCACUUCUCCAGGCGGCCUGGGUCAGUACUGGAUCCAGGUACUGUUGUGGCCUAUCUUCAGCUUGAUGAUCCCAGUCGGGUGCAGCAGGCCCUGGAGUGUACAGAGACACUGCCUCAACCCCAGAAUCCAAUGACACAUGGUGACAAGCUGCACCAGGUCUUUCAGCGCACACGCUCAGAGCUGGACAACAUAAUGAGUGGCUACAUUCUCCCUGACCCCUACUUUGAACAAAAGGCCCUGGUGACAGUAGAGAGACUCAUGUCUUGUCUGAAGGAUCCUUGCCUGCCUUUGUUGGAGCUUCAGGAGCUGAUAUCCAUGAUCAGGGGCCGAGUGCCACACCUGGUGGAGCGUUCCAUCCGCAAGCUCAUGUCCUCCUACUCUUCCAACAUCACCUCCAUCCUCAGCCAGUUUCCCAGCCAGCAGAUUGCUAGUGUCAUCGACAACUAUGCAGCAACACUAAGCAAGCGAGGAGACCGGGAUGUGUUCUUUAUGGCCACACAAGGUGUUGUGCAGCUAGUGCAGCGCUAUCGGAAUGGAAUCCGUGGCCACAUGAAGAGUGUUGUGCAGGACUUGCUCCGGCAGUACCUCAGGGUUGAGCUUCAGUUUCAAAAUGGUUCCUAUGACAAGUGUGUUCAACAGCUUCGGGACAAGAACAAAGAAAAUAUUCCAGUGGUGGUGCAAACCAUCUUUUCCCAUCUGGCCAUCCAACAGAGAAAUGCCCUGGUCAUCAUGCUCAUUGAUCAUCUUUUUGGAAAAGAGCCUGGACUAACAGAUGAGCUGGCCAGUGUUCUGAGUGAACUGACACAACUGAGCAAGACAGAAAACUCCAAAGUGGCUCUUAAAGCUAGACAGGUUUUAAUAGCAGCUCACCAACCUCCAUAUGAGCAACGCUAUAACCAGAUGGAGUCCAUCUUUCUUUCAUCCAUCAAUAUAUAUGGUCAUGAUUUCUCUCCAGAAAACUUGCAGAAGCUGAUAAACUCAGAAACUGCAAUUUACGAUGUUCUACAAGAAUUUUUCUUCCACCCUAAUGACCUGGAAAGUGCAGCACUGGAGGUGUACAUUCGGCGAGCAUACGUUGCUUAUGAGCUACACUCGCUCCAACAUUCAUCCCUUCCUGAUGGACACUGUGUCGUAGAGUUCCGGUUCCUGUUGCCGCGAUCUCAUCCCAACAGACUGAUGGUGACUCGGUUUGACCUGUGCGCAAUGAUGCGAGUGAACAGCAUGGAGAAAGAGUCCUCAGAUUCAGACAACUGGGAGGAGCUUCCAGUAUGCCAGAGAAUGGGAGUCAUGACAGCAUUUGAGACAUUUGAACAGAUGUCCAGAAACUUUGAGGGUGUUUUGGACAAAUUUCAAAGCAUGCCACAACCUGACAGUCCUCUUUUGUCUGACAGUGAAGAUUUUGGCUCCAUGCAGUCCAUACAGAGCCUGUCAGAUACAGACGACCCCAUUCAUAUCAUUAACAUUGCAAUGAGAAUGGAGGAGUAUGAGCAGGACAACGUGCUUUCUCAGCGCUUCCAGGUCUUCUGCAAACAACAGGAGCGAGCUUUAUAUGACCGUGGCAUCAGAAGAGUCACCUUCGUUGUGCUGUACAGGAAAGCUGUGCCAAAAUACUUUACUUACAGAGCAAAGUUUGAGUUCUGUGAAGAUACGAUCUACAGACACCUGGAGCCUGGUUUGGCUUUUCAGUUAGAGAUUAAUCGUCUGCGGAACUUUGAACUUACAAACAUUCCUACUGCCAACUACAAAAUGCACCUUUAUCUUGGCAAGGCGAAGGUUGCCAAGGGUCAAGAAGUCACUGAUUUUCGUUUCUUCGUACGCGCAAUAGUGCGCCACUCAGAUCUUGUCACAAAGGAAGCAUCUUUUGAAUACCUCCAGAAUGAAGGGGAACGAACCCUUCUGGAGGCAAUGGAUUCCUUGGAGGUUGCCUUUUCUCAUUCACAACAAGUGUCCAAAAAAACUGACUGUAAUCACAUCUUCCUCAACUUUGUGCCAACACUGACGCUUACAGAACCAGGAAAGCUGGUAGAGACUGUGCGAACAUUCAUCAUGAGGUACGGCAGUCGACUUUGGAAGCUUCGCGUGCUGCAUGCUGAGUUGAAGUUUAGCAUCAGGCUGACAACAGGAGGAAUUGCUUCAAGUUUUCCCAUCCGGCUGUUUGUAACCAAUGAAAGUGGAUACUAUUUGGACAUCAGUUUGUAUCGGGAGGUGACAGAUUCCAGAACUGGACAGAUAAUGUUUGAGUCUUAUGGGGCCAAACGAGGACCACUACAUGGAUUACUUAUCUCCACACCAUACCUGACCAAAGAUCACCUGCAGCUUAAACGAUUCCAGGCCCAGUCAAGUGGAACUACCUAUGUCUAUGACUACCCAGAGAUGUUCAGACAGGCCUUGAUGCAGUUGUGGGAGCAGCAUGACAAAACCUUCAACUGCAAGAUCGAGCGCAACUUCAUGGACAUGCUGUCAUGUGUGGAGCUAGUGCUGGACUCACAUGGUCACAUGUGUCCGCACAACCGCCUGCCUGGGGAGAACGAGAUAGGGAUGGUGGUGUGGAAGAUGACCCUUAAAACACCAGAAUUUCCAGAUGGCCGGGACAUUGUUGUUAUCGCCAAUGACAUGACAAACAAGAUUGGUUCAUUUGGGCCUCAGGAAGAUCUUUUGUUCAAAAAGGCAUCAGAGCUGUCCAGAAAAUAUGGCCUGCCACGAAUUUUCCUUGCUGCCAACAGUGGGGCUCGCAUUGGUCUUGCUGAAGAAAUCAAACACCUGUUUCGUGUUGCCUGGGAAGACCCAGAGAAUCCAGACAAGGGUUUCAAGUACCUAUAUUUGCGACCUGAUGAAUUCAAGAAAGUGAGUUCCAUGAGCUCAGUCCGUGCAGAAUUGAUAGAGGAUGAAGGAGAGUCAAGGUACAAGAUCACUGACAUUAUAGGUAAAGAGGAUGGCUUGGGUGUUGAAAAUCUUCGUGGUUCAGGGAUGAUUGCAGGCGAGACAUCCACUGCUUAUGAUGAAGUUAUCACCAUAAACUUGGUGACUUGCAGAGCUAUUGGAAUUGGGGCUUAUCUGGUGCGUCUGGGCCAACGAGUUAUCCAAGUUGAAAACUCAGCCAUUAUUCUGACUGGAGCUUCUGCCCUCAACAAGGUACUUGGCCGUGAAGUGUACACCAGCAAUAACCAGCUGGGAGGCAUACAGAUCAUGUACAACAAUGGUGUUACUCAUGCAGUUGUUCACGAUGACUUUGAAGGGGUGUACAAGGUUCUACAUUGGUUGUCCUACAUGCCUAAGUUUCGCGGAGGCCCUCUGCCCAUCCUAAGCAUCACAGAUCCUGUGGAACGAAGUGUGGAGUUCAUGCCAACCAAAACGCCGUAUGACCCCCGAUGGAUGUUAGCAGGACGCAAAGUACCAGAAACCAAGCAGUUCCAGGCUGGAUUUUUUGACAUUGGAUCAUUUGAUGAGAUCUUGAAACCCUGGGCAGAGACUGUUGUUGUUGGCAGAGCAAGACUGGGUGGCAUUCCUGUUGGUGUGGUUUCUGUAGAAACGAGAACAGUAGAACUGGUUGUUCCUGCUGACCCUGCUAAUUUGGACUCGGAGACGAAGGUGAUCCAGCAAGCUGGUCAGGUUUGGUUCCCAGACUCAGCUUACAAGACAGCCCAGGCCAUCAUGGAUUUCAAUAGAGAAGAGCUUCCACUGAUAAUUUUUGCAAACUGGCGUGGCUUUUCAGGUGGCAUGAAAGACAUGUACGACCAGGUACUCAAGUUUGGUUCCUACAUUGUUGAUGCUCUACGUGCCUACCAGCAGCCUGUGCUGAUUUACAUCCCUCCUUAUGGGGAGCUGCGAGGGGGUUCGUGGGUGGUAGUGGAUCCCACAAUCAACCCAGACCACAUGGAAAUGUUUGCCGAUUCUCUUUGCAGGGGUGGAGUUUUGGAGCCUGAAGGCACUGUGGAAAUCAAGUUCCGACGCAAAGACCUGGAGAAGGUGAUGCGGCGGCUGGACCCCAAUGUCCGACAGAUAGUAGAACAGAUGGCAACUCCUGACCUGCCAGCAAACACAAGGGCAGAGCUGGAAAAGCAACUGAAGGCUGCAGAGGAUGCACUGGCCCCAGUUUAUCAUACAGUAGCCUUGCACUUUGCUGAUCUGCAUGAUACACCUGGUCGCAUGGAGGAGAAAGGAGUUAUAUCAAAUGUACUGCAGUGGCAGAAGAGUCGAGAGUUCUUCUACUGGCGGCUGCAGCGGCGACUGUUGGAGAUGCAGGCUAAGAAGCUGUUGUCAGAGGGCGGCCAUCGCAUGCAAUCACGUGCCCACUUUGACUCCAUGCUGAGUCGAUGGUUUUCCGAAGACCAAGGAGCUGUCAACGGCUACUUGUGGGAAAAUGACCAAAAGGUUGUGAACUGGCUGCAGCAACAGCUGCAGGAGCGUGAUGGAACAGAGGGCUGCUCUUUGCUAAAGGACAAUGUGCGGUGCUUGCAGCGGGACCAUGUGCUUGCCCACGUCAAGGAUGUCCUGGAGAAGAACCCAGAAGUUUCAAUGGAUGUUGUGGUUCAUAUGACACAACUUAUGACACCUGCACAGAGAGCAGAAGUGGUUCGAAUCCUCUCCACUCUAGAGACUACUGACCCACCUGAGCCUGUGAACAAAUGAUGCAAUGUGUCUCAUUUAUGGUGCAACAACUGUGAACACAUGACAUGGUUGUGAUGACUGAUAUUAGUGAGGUUGAUUUCCUUGCCAGCGCCAUUAGGAAGAAAGAUAUGUUUGCAACAUGUUGAAAAUGUGUGCAUGCAUGCAUGCGUUAAUGCAUAUGUGUAUCAAGUUCCUGUUUGCUUGAGAUGGAUGAGCAGAAAGAUUAAUGAGUCUGUGCAUACUUAUGAAAGGUAUGUGUGUGUUUGGAGAGAACCACUGCGCACAUUUUUAGAGUCAUACAUGUGUGGGUGUUUUUUGGGUAGAAUUCGAUAAUUUUGUAAGGCAUAUCAAGGAAUUGGUUCCAGCUCUACAGGGGAAGGCUCAUAAUUAUGGAAAUUUCACUUCAUUAACAAAUUCUGUGAACGUACAUUGUCUCUUGGAGGAAAGUGGUAUUGAGAUGUCCUACAGAAAAAUCUGCUUGCAUGUGCAAUUGACUUAAUUAGUUGACGUAAUAAUCUGACAUGACAUGCUGAAUAUCCCUGAAAGUAGACUGCUAUUGUGAAACAAAGCCUAGAUACAAAAUGCUGUCUAAAAGAGACUUGGUACUACUUACUGGAAUGGCUUGAGAAUGUUUACUUUAAUAAGAAUUCAGGGAAAGAUUUAUAAAAUUAUGUUAGCAUGUCCAGAAUAUUUCUUGCAUUUUUUUUUUAAAGUAUUAUUGCAGUGCAUAAUUUAUUUCUAGCUUUUCAGAGCAUUCCAUUUAUGGCAUUUAAAGGCUGUACUUUUUACCUUUCUGUAGGAGAGAAUGGUUGUCGCAUAACCUCUUGGUAUGCUUGGCUAAACUGCUUACAUCUGGCCCAACAAGUACCCUCACCUUCCUUCCCCCAAACUCAAAUCGAAGUUCAGCCUUUAAGUUGCAAAUAUUUCCAGCUUCAGCGGUGGUAGCUGUGAUUAUUGUUGAGAUACUUCAAAAGCUUAUGUUUACAGAUUCGAUUUUCAGUUCAAAGACCAUAGCACAAAACUUCUGAUCUGAUCUCAAGCCAGGCUUUCCCUACCUCUCACAUUUACACCCCUAAAACAACAAUUACUCCCCAAAGAGAAAAGAUGCAUGUAGAUAAUAAGUCUUGUUGAGUUCAAGAUCAACCAUGUAGUCUCUGUAGGAACUUGAUUAAUAGAGGUAGGUGGAUGAUGAUGGCAUUUGUCAAGAAUCUAAAAUUAAAUCAUUAGAUAAGCUGUGUCCUAGGCAUUUCCAUAUGUAACACGGCUUUUAAGGCAGCGGGUCAUAUGACCAUGGAACAGUGUUAGUAUGAACCCUGUCAAAGUACAUUCCUACCCUAAAGUAUGUCUCACUACGUCUGACUGAGUGUGCCUGCCACCUUUCCCCCAUCUCCUCUUCUUCACACUUGACUUUUGUAUGGUUUUUAUAUGCUGUUACAAAAUGUAUGCUCUGGUCUUCAAAUGAAAACAUACCAUUUAAAAAUGUGCCAAACUAGAAUAUUUUAUCUGUGGCUUUGCUAUCUCUACACUUGGAAAUAGAGAGACUGAAAUUUUGACUGGUUGAUAACCAGCUUAUAAGGAUUUAUAGGUCGUGGCAUACUAUUAGGGUUAGAAGUCAAAAGUGGAUAAACAUGGUUGCUUUAAAAAAAUACACAUUUGAUCAGAAAUUUUGCUGACAGACAGGCACUGAUAGUUUUGUAUAUCAACUCAACUUAUAAAGCCAGUGAUGUGCAUGCACAGUAAAUACUAUGGUGUAAAUAAAUGGGAGUCUACCAUAAACUGAGCAACGUGGUUGAAACUUACUCUCCAUUUCAUAGUUUGCAGUGCUUUCAUUUACAGCUAGAGCCAUUUCAACACUGGUUAGAUGCUUUCUUUGGUAGCAAUCGAAAUGUUUGAUUUGUCAUAGGCAGCAGAGCAAAUCCAAUUUUACAAUGCAACAUUAGCAGUCCUUGUCAUGCAUUUGUAAAUGUUUGUUUAGUUUGUCUAAAUCUUUACUCACUGAAUUUGGUGCUGUGAAGUUGGACUUGUGAAGCAUGUAGGGCUAUUCAAAUACUCAAAGGUUUCUGUUUCUAAUUUAGAUUAAUGAACAGUUGCAUAAUAAAUAUUUUGCUAUAGUGGUGAGUCUUUAGACAUUUGAA
This is a messenger RNA of Pomacea canaliculata, 9338 nucleotides long. RefSeq names its product acetyl-CoA carboxylase-like. Gene Ontology annotation, biological process: fatty acid biosynthetic process. NCBI's taxonomy places the organism in Eukaryota, Metazoa, Mollusca, Gastropoda, Architaenioglossa, Ampullariidae. The record is from RefSeq and is a predicted model, not a curated record. Gene Ontology annotation, molecular function: metal ion binding; ATP binding; acetyl-CoA carboxylase activity.